UUAAGGUUAAGUGCUAAACAAUGAGUUAAACUAAAACACCAGUAAUUGUUGAAGAAUUUGAAAUUGAAUAAUGAAAAUAUAAUGUAUUAAAGGAAAUAUGUCCUGUGAGUCUUCUAAAGAUCGACAGGAGAACGAAAUCGAGGUUUUGAAGAGUAUCUUUGGAGACGAACUUCGCGACUUACGUGUUGAGAAAAAUAGACGAAAAUGGCGACCGUUGGACAUUUUGAUUACUUUGAUGCCUCAGAAAGGCAUGUCAGGACCAGCUAAAGUAUACGCACAGAUUGAUUUACAUGUAACGUGUAGCGAUAAAUAUCCCGACGAAAAACCGAAUAUAAAGUUAAAAAAUAGCAGAGGCUUAUCUCAUCAACAAGUUGCAGAAUUAUAUGCCGAAUUAGUGGAAUUAACGAAACGAUUGCAGGGAGAAGUAAUGAUUUUUGAAUUAGCACAGCAUGUUCAAAAAUAUUUGCACGAGAACAAUAAACCAAGCUAUAGUAGCUUCUAUGAAGAAAUGGUUUCACGACGCCAAGAAAAAAUCGAAUAUGAAAUGUUGGAAAAACAAUUAAAAGAAGAUAAAGAAAGACAGGUAUUACAGGAUGAAAUUCAAAAAAGACAAGAAGCUUUAAAAGCUGAGCUUCGUAACCGAAAAGAAUCCAUUCGUUUGUACAAUGAUCGAUCAAAUAAUCCAUCUCAAUCGAUACCAUCCUCUCCUCAAGAGAGAUCACGGUUCUAUUCUCGAAGAAGAUGUGCUAGUAGUUCUGAAAGUUCAGAUGGUUUCCUUUGCGAACACAGAGGCACGAAGUUAUUACACUUCGAUCAUAAUAAAGGUGAACGACAAGUGUACAGAGCAAAAUGCAUGGGUCAUAGUACUAAGGGAUCAGUUGUUUAUGCUGGUGUAGAUAUGACAACUGGAGAAUUGUUUGCAAUUAGUGAGUGGACAUUGAAAGUAAAUAACAAAAUUGAAGAAAAUAGUAUUCAACAUAUUAUGAAACAAGUAGGAAGUCUAGAACAAGAAGUAAAUCAUUUGCAUAAAUUACAUCAUCCAAAUCUAGUACAUUAUUUAAAUAUGAAGUACUUACAAGAGGAAGAUGAUGUACUUAUUUAUGUUCUUCAAGAAUUUGUAAUAGGUACUAGUUGUUCCUUAUUUUUAUUGGAGAACCUCCCAGUGAAUGUCGAUUUUCUACGAUAUCUGGCAACUGGAAUCCUCUCUGCUUUAAGAUAUUUACAUGAAAAUAAUGUUGUUCACAAGGACCUACGUGAUACCAGUAUCUACAUUGAUAGUACAGGAAUAGUUAGAUUAUCGGAUUAUUCUCUAAAUAAAAGAUUGUCUGAUAUUUAUCAGUCGUGUACAAUAGUUAAGUCUGAACCAGAUUUCCCAAGUAUACAAGGCAGAGGUGGAAAAAAGGCAGAUAUCUAUCGUUUUGGAGUCCUUAUGUUUUCCUUAUUAAAUGGUAUCAUAGUUUCUGGAGAUAAAAUUGAUCCAACAGCAAUUGCACAGCCUGAUCUUCAAGAUUUUUUAUUAAAGUGCCUUAUCAAUGAUGAACGAAAGCGUUGGUCCGCCGAGCAACUGUUACAGCACUCAUUCAUAAAAGCACCUUUAGCUCAUGCAUUAUCACCGCCAAAAAUACCACGAAGAGAUGAACAAGAGAAUCGCGAACCGGAAGAACCUGAUACAGAUAUUCGACAAUAUGUUCCUCCAUUAGGUGGUCAUUCAAGAAUUACAAAUGAAUUCGAAAUUCUUGAAUGGCUUGGAAAAGGUGCUUUCGGUGAUGUACUUAAAGUAAAAAAUAAAUUAGAUGGCGGUAUUUACGCGAUUAAAAGAAUAGAAUUGAAUCCAAAAAAUAAGCAACUGAAUAAAAAAAUUACCAGAGAGGUAAAAUUAUUAUCUCGGAUGAAUCAUGAAAAUGUAGUACGAUAUUACAAUUCGUGGAUAGAAAGUGCUAUAAUAACUGACGCAGUAGAAGAACAUAUGUCCAUGACAUUUUCCGAAAAAAAGAGUCCAGAUCCAUUUAAUCACUUAGGAACGGAUGAUAUUGAAAAAUUAGCACCACCACUACACGAAGUUGAAUGGAAUGUUUCAUACAAAUCUCGAACGAAUGCAACAGUUGAUAGUGAUGAAGAUAACAGUGAUGCUUCGAGUGAUACUGACAGUGAUGAAGAUUGUGCGUUUUUAAUGCAGAAUCUUUUAAGAAUGGAUUCUUCUGAUAGCAUAGAAUUUGAAAGAGAUACAAACUAUCAACCAUCUGCCUCAAAUAUAAAAAACGAUGAAAAUGGAGAUAUGAAUGAAUCAAAAGAAACAGUUAGAGAAAUUCAGUUUAUGUACAUUCAAAUGGAAUUUUGUGAAAAGAGUACUCUUCGAACAGCAAUUGAUGGUGGGCUUUAUGAAGAUCAAGAACGAGUGUGGAGAUUAUUUCGAGAAAUCGUUGAAGGUCUAGCACAUAUUCAUCAACAAGGAAUGAUACAUAGAGAUUUAAAACCAGUAAAUAUAUUCUUGGAUAGUAAUGACCAUGUCAAAAUUGGAGAUUUUGGUCUGGCAACUACAAAUAUACUUUCGUCUUUUGCACAAACAAUGGAAACCGAUAAUAAAGAAUCUCAAGGUUUAGAAAAAGGAAUUAGUUUCGGCACAGAAGAUGUUGGAUCUUUAACAGGCCAAGUAGGCACAGCUCUUUAUGUAGCUCCAGAGCUUACAACAAAAGCAGCCAAAGCUAUUUACAACCAAAAAGUCGAUAUUUAUAGUCUUGGAAUAAUAUUGUUUGAAAUGUGUUACAAACCUCUCACUACAGGAAUGGAACGAAUUAAAAUUUUACUUAAUUUACGAUCGAAAGAAAUUAUACUUCCGUCAGAAAUACAACAAGCUGAUAUGUCCCGACAAAUUCACAUCUUACGAUGGUUAUUAAACCACGAUCCCAGUCAACGUCCCACUGCUCAAGAACUUCUUUCUUCAGAAUACCUACCCCCUCCGCGACUUGAAGAAACGGAACUGCAAGAAAUGAUUCGACGUACUCUUUCAAAUAAUCAAAGCAAAGCAUAUAAAUACCUAAUUUCAUGCUGUUUUAUGCAGGAAGUUAGUCCAGCAGACGAUAUUACUUACGAUAUGAAUUUACCUAGCAGAGGUCAUACCAAUUUUAUUGCUUGGAGAAAACAUCAGGAAGGUGUAAAGUGCAAAGUAAUCGAAGUUUUUCAAAGACAUGGUGGUGUUUAUUUAGGAACUCCGUUAUUGAUACCAAAAUCGUAUCAGUUCUGUACUUUUUCAACUUCCAGUGUGAAAUUAAUGACUCGUAAUGGAAAUAUUGUUUGUAUUCCCCAUGAUUUACGUGCUGCAUUUGCAAGGUACAUUGUGUGGAAUAAUGUACCACAUAUUAGGAGAUAUGCUAUUGAAAGAGUCUUUAGAGAAAAAAAGGUUUUGGGUUUUCAUCCGAGAGAACUUUAUGAAUGUGCAUUCGAUAUAAUAAGUCCUACUCCUGAUAAUCGUUUAAUGGAAGCUGAAUUAAUAUAUAUUGUUUGGGAAAUUAUUAAUGAAUUACCUCCAUUACAAGAACGAAACUUUAUCAUUCGCUUAAAUCAUACUUCUUUAUUACAAGCUGUGUUAAUGUAUUGUGGAGUUGAUAAAGAAAAAUACCAAGACAUUUAUUCAAUCCUUCGAGAUGCACGUGAUGGAAAAUUUACAAGAUUUCAAGUACAAACUCAUUUAAUAAGUUUAUGUUUGACUGAUCAGGCUAUGGAAACUUUAUUUAAUUUAUUUGAAACUGAAAGUACUGUUGCUAAGAUUCACAGUGUUUUAAAAACAAUUACACGAAGAAAGGGAGAUGCUGCUGCUUUAGCUAGAGAAGGAUUGAAAGAAAUUGAGAUAGUUAUGGAGAAUAUUGAAACACUUGGUGUGAAGUGGCCAAUAGUGGUAGUACCUCUUUUAGUGCACAAUAUAAAUCAGCAUAGUGGUAUAAUUUAUCAAAUUACUUAUGAAGUUAAACGACGAAAAAAAAAAGGUGGGGAAGAAGUAAUAGCAGCAGGAGGUCGAUAUGAUAAAAUGCUUUUCUCCUUCAAAAAAAUUCUUGAACGUACAGGAAUGGCUAGUAAAGAAAUUAAGCAAUACGGCGCUGGAAUUAGUAUUUCGCUAGAAAAACUUGUUUCUGCCGUUUCAGAAACUUCAGAAUCUUUAGAAUGUAAAUACGGAAUUGACAUUGCCAUUUCUUGUAUGGGCAAUCAUAAAGAGAUGAUUGAUCUGUUAAAGGAAUUAUGGAGUCUUGGACUUAAAGUUACAAUUUUAGAUCUAGUUUCCCUUGAAGAAAUCCUAGAAUAUUGUCGAGAAAACUCUAUUAAUCAUGUUAUUUUUUUAAAAAGUGGAGAAAAGGGAAGUGUAAGGAUUCAAAGUUGGGAACGUGAUAGAUUUCAAGAAAAAAGAAUGAGUAAUCAAGAAGUUGGAGAGUUUUUUCAAAGAUUAGAUAAUUCUAUACCAAUUCUAAAUAGAUCUGAAAGCAAAAUAUCAACAAGUGAUAAUUUUUUAAGUAAUAAUAAUCCAGUUAAUGUCAAUAUUAAUUUUAUUUUAUCUGAAAGAGAUAAACUUUCUGGUAGUUCUAGAAGAAGUUUAAAAAAUUCUAUGAUUGCACAGAUGUCCACAUAUUUUCAAAGGAUUUCUCAUAAAAUUCCCAUUGAAAUUUACGCAGUAUUUUUAGAAAUGAGUGUUAUAAGAACAAUAAUAAGUUUCUUGGAGAUUGAUGAAGAGGAUCCAGAAUUUCUGAAAAGCAUACAAGUUAUCAUAGACAAACAUCCAAGGCAUAAGAAAUACAUAAAAGAGAUAUGUGAGAAAAUGCAAGAGGCAAGGAAAGAAAAACAACGACCUGUAUUAAUAUUAUAUAGCUUAAUUGAUAAUCAAUAUAUGACUCUUCUGUAA
Eufriesea mexicana is the source of this 4885-nucleotide messenger RNA. It is a transcript of the gene Gcn2, whose product is annotated as eukaryotic translation initiation factor 2 alpha kinase Gcn2. Gene Ontology annotation, biological process: DNA damage checkpoint signaling; regulation of translational initiation by eIF2 alpha phosphorylation. The record is from RefSeq and is a predicted model, not a curated record. The transcript is spliced from 14 exons. Gene Ontology annotation, cellular component: nucleus; cytoplasm. Gene Ontology annotation, molecular function: eukaryotic translation initiation factor 2alpha kinase activity; ATP binding; protein binding. The coding region runs from base 98 to 4885 and encodes 1595 amino acids. Lineage: Eukaryota; Metazoa; Arthropoda; Insecta; Hymenoptera; Apidae.